This is a messenger RNA of Parus major (Great Tit), 7041 nucleotides long. RefSeq names its product otoancorin (gene OTOA). Lineage: Eukaryota; Metazoa; Chordata; Aves; Passeriformes; Paridae. Gene Ontology annotation, cellular component: cell surface. The record is from RefSeq and is a predicted model, not a curated record. Gene Ontology annotation, biological process: cell-matrix adhesion. The coding region runs from base 2651 to 6055 and encodes 1134 amino acids. The transcript has 29 exons.
AGGGUCCCUGCCCGGAGCCGCCCAGCUCCUGCAGUGCAGGACAGGAGGCGCACACGGCAGAGGCAGGUAAAGCGCUCCGGGGUCCUGGCUCUCCUCCUCUUCUCCUGCUCGCUCUCCCUUUCCAGCCCGCACCACUUGCGGGUUCCCCCACUGCAUGUGGUGCUUCUUCUCAGAGGCUGGGUGUGAAGGGGAAGGUGGGCACCGGCAGUGCAAGAGCUUAUCAGAGAGAGUUGUGAUUGUAAAGUCAGCCUUCUGGUUAUCGAGCUUCAGAUAAGGCAGCGGCUGCUUGGAGUGAGUGAUAAAAUGUCUAGGAUUUCUGUACGUGGAAGGGUGGCUGUUCUGGGAGUGAGAGGAGAAGGCGGUCUGGGAGCUUCUCAUAAGCGGGGCGUCCUGCAAGGGUGACUUGUCAGAGACCUCAUCACAGCAUAUGCAAGGAACGGGCUCUGGGGAAUUGCUGGAUGGGAUCUGCAGGAGAUCCCCACAGCGUGAUUGGGACUGUCUGGAAGUUGCUGUGAGCUGCAAACCGAUCUGUUUCACUCAAGAAAUUAACUACUUCAUCCCACAGAUUGUCUUGCCUAGCAGGGCUGUUUCACAGCGGACCUUUUUGUGCGCCUGCUGAUUGUCGCUUGAGUUAGUCAGGAUGAAAAAGCACUUUUCUUAGCAUUUAAUCUCCUUAUAUGUUACGUUUGCAUGCUUUAAUUAAAAUACACUCCCUGAUCAAAGUGAAUGAAUUGGAAAAAACAAAUCGAGACUGACAUUGGAAGCAUCAUUUAACCUGUGCCGAGUAAUCAAACCUUACUGCAAAAUUGUUAGGGCACAGGCAGAAACAAACACAAGUAAGUUCAUUGUCUAAGAAACCAGAUACAUCUGAAUGAGAGACAUUUACUGUGGUGCUCCCAAAAGAGUAGCUGAAAGGGGUUUCAGUGUGUGUAAGAGCAGGACAGAGGUAAUAGCUUCUUAAAGUCUAAUGUUUAAAUUUUUCAUCAUCUGUUAGUUGUAGUCACUUUUAUUACAAGACUGAAGUUAAGUAUUUGCAAUACACUGAAGGCUGGAGCUUGUUGAAAGAUAUUUUCAUAAAAGAGUACCUUGGUACUUGAGAUUAAACAGUCCAAGAAAGGUGUCAUUUAUCAAAUAUUCAGAUCUGUAACUCAAGCUGUGACAGAGAACUUUGGGGGGAAGAAAGAGAGAGUGAGCACAGAAUUCAGCAACAAAAAGAAAUGCAGAAAUUCAGUGUCUUGCAAAUAAACCUUUGAAAUGAGGGAAAGGGAGACAAAACCUAACCAAGUCUCUUUAUGGUCAGAGACAAUUAUUUGGCCAAUGGGACCCUCCAUGGCAUUUGGUAAAUCAGGGGCUAAUCCCAGUAUAAGAAGCUGCAAUCUGUAGAUCAAGGCAUCAUCUAAUAUCUCAGAUUAAUUGGUUGUUUUACCUGUGGGGGUGGUGUCACUCAGGAUGAGCAAAGGGUCAAGCUGAGGGUGCAGAGACAGAAAAUCCUCUCUGCAGUGUGGAUUGGAGCAGCUGAUGGCCCUCAGAGCUGUGGAGGGGACAUGGCUGCAGAAACUCCUAUGUGAGUGAAACCUGCCCAGUCUUUGCUUCCUUUCCACCCAAUACCAAAAAUCAUAAUUUGAGUUGCAUUACUUCUGUGUGCAUCCUUGUCCUCCAAAAACUAGACCAAAAGCAACACAUUCAUUUUGUUUUGGACAACUGUGAGACAAUUUUUUCUGGUGGCAAUCAGUGACAGCCUAGUGAAAAGCUCUGGGUAUACCAUUACUGCCCUUCCAGACAAUUUAUCUUUCAGAGGUCUUUAUGCUGCAUAGCAUAGGGCAGCAGGGAUAGCAAGAGCUACCAAAACAUCUCUUUCCACACAAUCUGUCCAAGGUGGUGGUGAAACAUUGAUGGGACACUUCUUGUGAGUACACAAACCUCGGCUUUGAUCUGUCCAGGUGAAGUAACAUGGUGUAUUUCCCAAAUGUGUGACUUUCUUUCAGAAGAGUGUAAGGAUGUUUUCUCCCUUUUUUCCAAGUGUGGCAGCAGGGAAGGGGAGCGCUCCUUCCCCCUCCCUGUCUGGAGCACCCUGCAGGGACAUGGGACCAGGGCCAGGCUGUCCUACCCCUGAGUUCAGAGAUCUGCAAAUGGAGGGUCCCAGACCAAGUCUGCAAUGAUCCUGCAGGCAGUUUAACCAGCUAGGAGAAUCUUAGGGUUUGUUUGAAGCUUCUUUAUUACUUCCUUUUUCAUUCAAUUUAUCUUCUUUUUUAUCUGAUUUUAAAAGGAUAUUUUUUGCCUGUUUUAACAAAACUGCACUGAAGUCAUAUUGAGGUGCAGUGUAACUUGGUAAAUAAAUGGUGCUACAAGGAAGAAAAUUAAAUGACCCACUUGCUUUAGGCAGAUAUAGCUGGAGAUACAGGGAGUGUACAUGCACUCUUGGUGGACUUGUGUUAGCAUAAAUUGUAUCUCUAUCCUAGAAAAAGAUCUAAAUUAAGAGUUUGGGAACAAGAAGCUUUGGAUUGUUCUGAUCUCUAUCUGUACUCCAUAGUAUAGGCUGUCUCUGAUUUAUAGCUCUGAAAGUUUGUGGUGAAUAUUGCCUUUUGACUCUGUUCUUCCUAUUUGCCUUUUCAAUUCAAGUAUCUUUUUAUUCUAAAAAACACCAGAAGAAAUGUCCAGACUUUUGAAGAUGUGUUUCUUGUUGAUAUCAAUGAAUCAUGCUGAGAUUACUUCCAGUCAGAACUCUGAAGAUCUGCCUCCAUUGUUACACAGAGCUGUGGAGGAAGUAAUAGCUGGGAAAUAUCUGAAUGCCCUCCUAGAUAUACUUUAUUUUCAAAGCUCUAAUGUCUGGACAGCAGAUCUGCUUACAAAAGUCAUUGCAUAUUUUCAUGCCCAGGAAGUUAUGUUUACUGUUAGCAGCCUCCAGGUGUCCAUAAAAAGUUACCUGAAGAACCUUUUAUAUCAGCCCAGGCAGCUACUGUCUGAAAUGCAACACCUUGAUCAGCAGCAGUUCCAGACUGCAAUGAAGUACCUCUUCAACAGCAAAAAGGAGCAUCUUGAAAUUGGAAAUAUUAUUCUUGAUUGGGGCAAGACUAGAGAGAGAAUUUUUCAAAGCCCGGGAGUAAAUAGGACCUUGUUUCUUGUCACACUGGAUAAAUGCUUCCUGGCUCUGAGUGCCCUGGACUGUGUGGAUAUCCUGAGUCAGAUUCUGCGUGUGUCAGCAGUGAACUAUCUCCAACCUGAUGUCAUAGGGAAUCUCCCAAACCUUCUGCUGGAGGAUGCUUUCAGAAAUUUAUCAUCAUUAUUCAAGGACCUCUAUGACAGAACUUCAGCAAGCACUCAGAGAGCUCUCUAUGGCUGGAUGAAGCAGAUUCUACAGAAAUCUUACAACAUGAGUGAGUUCAAUGAAUCAACUUCUUGGGUCACUGCUGAAAGCUUAUGGAUUUUGGGAAGAUACAUGAUCCAUCUCCCAUUGGAAGAAAUAUUGAAAAUUAGUCUCAAUGAAAUCAGACUGUUCAUUAGCUACGACAAUGCAACAAAGCAGUUGGACACAGUGUAUGAUAUCACACCAGAGCUUGCACAGGCCCUCCUGGAAAGGAUAAACUCAUCAGGAUUUGAUAUGAGGAACACUUCAACUAUCUACAGGCUGGGUUUGUUGGUUUGCUUUUAUGAUGACCUGGAACAGAUGGAUGCAGCUGUGGCCCGGGCUCUACUUCAUCAAAUGAUUAAAUGCAAUCAGCUGAGAGGUUUCCAGGCUGAGGUUCAUGAGCUCAAAUCUCAACUCCUGAACAUUGCCAUGCAAAACCAGACAUUGAAUGAUACCCUUGGAUCUCUGUCAGAUGCUGUGGUUGGACUCACUUCAAGUCAGCUGGAAUCUCUGUCACCUGAAGCAGUGCAUAAUGCUGUUGCAACAUUAAACCAAGUCUCUGGGUGGGCAAAAAGCCAAGUUAUGAUUUUAUCCAGUAAAUAUCUCUCUUAUGAAAAGGUUUUAUCAUUUUAUAACGUUAGCCAAAUGGGUGCCUUGGUGACAGGAAUUGGCACCCGGUCACUCCACAGCAUGAGCCCCAGGGAGCUGGCUCAGAUUAUUCGAGGCACAACGUCCCAGUACUUGUCUGACUUAUCUCCUGCACAGCAGCAGGGCAUCCUCAGGAAGGUAGCUGCAUCUGGAGAUUUUUCUUCAUCAGUCAAAGAUAUACAAGGAUCUUUCUUUAAAGAAGUCUCUCUUUCUGGUUUAUGGAAGCAAACUGGAUUUAAUUCUUCAAUGCUGAAAGAAAAAGAACUAAGAAGCAGCCAGGCUUUGUAUCUGUAUGAAUUAGUGUCCAAGGAAAACUAUCCCGUUGACCUUCUAAGCACAGGACAGCUUGUGAAAGGACUAACUUGUCAACUCAUUGAAAUGAUGGACACAGACAUAUUUUUAAACAAUUUUAAAUUAUUUGAAAUGAAUCUUCAUCUGCUUUCUCCAUAUCAGGUUAAUUGUUUGGCCUGGAAAUUUUGGAAAGUCUCCAAUGCAUCCAUUCCUCCCUUCCUCUUACUGGCCCUUCCUUCUGAGUACCUGGAGUACGUUACAGGUCCUUUGUGUGUCCCUUUCCUUGAACGUCUGGGGAAGACUGGAAUGGACCUUCUGAACCCAAGCCAUCACAAAAGGGAUGCUGUUCUGCAAAAAGUACAGGAGUGCUUGAACAGCUCCAUUGCUGAUGAAUAUGAUGUUGACCUCCUUGGAAAUCUAAUCUGCCACUUACCUCCAGACUUUCUACAUGACAGAAUGUCCCUGAAGGCAAUGGCAGCAGCCCUGCAUCAAUUCAAACUUUGCCAACAGCUCAGCCAUGAGCAGAAGAGUGAAAUUAAAUACAAACUCCUUCAGUUAUAUGGCUCCUCAAACAACUGGACAGCAGAAACAACAUUAGAUGUUGGACCAUUCAUAGCUCUGCUGUCAAAAGAGGAAUUAAAUGUCCUCGCUGAGAAGUUCCUAGAUACCAUUUUACAAAUAGCAAAGACAAUUGGAGCAGUUUCUUCAGCUGAAGAGCUUCUAUCAACUGUGUUCGAGUCAGUCUCCAACAGCACUGGCAGCAUCCACUCAUCCCUCAGCAGAGCUGAUUGUCUGAGAACCAGAGCUCCUUCUUCAAAUGAAAUAAUUAAAUUAGGAGAAGCAAAUGUCUUUUGGUCAGUUCAGGAACUGAAAUGCAUGGACCCAGGGACUUUUGACAAAAAUGUGGAGCUUCUUGGGGCUGUCUCAGGUUUUAACAGCUCCCAGCUGACUGCCUUGAAGGAAAAAGCCAAGCAGGUUUGGGGGUUGCUGCCAGACUGGAGGAGUUACCAAAUCAUCUCCCUGGGCCGCAUUGCUCUGGCUCUCACUGAGCAGGAAAUCAUAGAGCUGGACCUGCAUUCCAUCGACACCGUUUCUGUUCUUAGUCAGCAAACAGAGUGGACUCUUACCCAGGCAAGAGCUAUUUUGCAAUGUUUUCUAGAUGACUCUGGCCAGACCAUCAGCACAUUAAAAAGUUUUGAUCUAGUUGGAUUAGGAGCUGUUCUCUGUGCUUUGAACUCCACAGAAAUCACAUCCAUAAGGACUUCUGAAUUCAGUGCUGCAGUUGCAAGAAUUGGCCUGCUGUUUUGUAGCACCCCUGUUCUGAGGGAAUUUAAGAAGAUGACAGAAUCCGUGUUUGGUGCUGCUACCAGCUGGAAUGGCUCUGUUUUACAGGAAAUUGGUACUAUAGCAGGUGGUUUGAAUGAGGAUGAAUUAAAAGCUUUUGAUAAAAGCUUGAUGCCAUAUCUCCAGCCAUCAGCAGUAAGACAUAUACCUCCUGAAAUUUUCCAAGCUUUGUCCCCAGAACAAAUAGCAAACCUGGGCCCUGAGAACGCCGCCAUGGUUACAGGAUUGCAGCGGGAGCAUCUGGAUGCAUCACAGCUCCAGAGCCUGGGGCUGGCACUGGAUGGAGCCAGGACCAGCAGCCCAGGGACACAGAGCACUGUAGCAUCCCCCCAGGAGGGGCAAACCCCAGCUCCCAGCGGUGCUCCUUGUUUGAGUGGCUUUGGCAUCUGGCUGUGUGCUGUGUUUACACUGCACCUGCUCUUCUGAACCCUCAAAGUUUGAGUUUGAGUGUCCUGGAGCUUACAACUGUGAUGCUAGAGAUAAAAGAGUGUCAGCUCAGCAUGAACAGUAGAAUCAAGAGGCUCUGAGAUUUCUAAGCACAGAGUGGUUAAAUUCUUACAAGCAAGGUCUCCAUCUGCCAUCACGAUGAGAACUAUCUCCUUUCCAUAGCUUUACCAUUAACAAGCUACACAGUAUCCCUGCAAAUACUUCAAGUUUAAAAACUGGAAGUGGCUUAUCUGUCUCAUGAGAAAAUCACUGAAAUAUAGAACUGUGUGUUAGGUAGGAACUUGAAUUAUUGGGGGGACAGGUAGCAGGGGACUGUUAUUUGGAGGCUGAUGUCUGUUACCUAGUGCUUUUUACAUGGGCUAAUUUGGUCACACUAUUGUGUCCUUUUGUUGGGUUUUCUUUUACUUCAAGUGUACAUUCCCUGGAGAGGCACUAUCCUUUUGUGUGGUGUAGUAGAAACUGCACUAAAAGUUACUGCUGUUGCAAUAAAAUAGCUUCAUCUCCGGGCUGCUGGUUUAAAUCCUGCUCAGACAAGAAGUGAUAACAGGCUCUUAGAAUUUAAGCACCUCUACAAAACGUAGUUUCCCCAUGGCUGUUUGUACUCAGUACCAAACUGUUGACACUGAGGGCAUUGGCAAUACUUUGAGUAUUUCAUGUGACAAAAUGCAACAUGGAAACCUGCUUAUGUUCAUCAAGAGACAGUCCUUUCACUCCAGAUGGGGUUUAAGUGUACACCUGGGAAUCCUGAGGGGAAUUGUUCACUGUGCCUAUGCACUACUAGGACUGUCAAUCCUGUAUUUUCCACAAGACCUAGAAUAAGGAAUUUCUCAUAAUUAUAAAUCACAGAUAUUUUCAUGUGUUUUAUCAGCAUCUGACUUAAGUCUUUAAUAUUAGCCUCUCAUGCCACACCUCAAUAUUUUAAACAAUGGGGGAAAAAGAUAUAUUAAAAACACUCUGCAUGUGAA